AUGUUUCGCUACGAGGUUCAGUUUGCGUGCCUUCUCUUGGAGGACGCUUUUGGUCCGAUCGUCUCGGCGUGUGCGCGGCUGCUUCUGAUUCACGGAUCGCUGACCAUUGUGGAACUGCGCGACUUGUUUCUCGCCUCUCUCUCUUCCUCGGGCGCGUCGGUACAUCUGUCGUUCGCGGCGCGCAACGCAGCCUCGGCUGCGGGCGCCGGCCGGGCGAAUUCGAGUCAAGCGGGACAGGACGUUUACCCUCUCAUCCGCAACGCCCUCCUCGUGCUUCUCCAGCACAACCUCCUGGCUGUCACACCCAUAGACGGCCACCUCGGAGUCGCCCUCAGAGCCGCGCAGCCGUCGGGGUCUCCUGGGGACACGGGAGCAAAAAGCGGGAGACGAGGCAGUCUCCUUUCCGCCUCUGCGUCUGCCGUUCAGAAGCAGCCGGCCGCGAAGGCGACCCGCGACUCCGCCAGAGCCUCGAAAGCGGACGCCGAGCAGAGGGGCGAGCCAGGUUCCGAGUCGCCCUGUCUCUUCGCGCCCGACGAGGGCCUGGAGCCCAUGGCGCCGGAGUCGGAGACUCCAGACCCCGCGGGUGCCGGCGCGGAGACAGGCCUUGGCGCGCAGACUGGGCAUCUCCAUGAGCUCGGCGACCUUCGGAACGGGGACCAGGGCGCAGGGAGACCGGGGGAGGCCUCCGUCGCGCAGCCAGCCCAGCAGCCGCAUGGGACGAUUCGCUACUCUCUCCUUCUCGACGAAGUCCUCGUGCGACUUCGCUACACCCGUUUUGCCGUCCACGUCCAGCAAACCUGGGGAUUCGCCUGCAGAGUCAUUCUCCUCCAGGUGAUGCGUGCGGGGAGGCAGUGCAUGCAGGAGGCCGUCCGCAGCGCGUUGGAAGAUCCCUACACCCACUUCGACAUUUCUGCGGCCUCUGGCGGGGCUGGCGCGUCUGGGGACCAGGAAGGCGGCGGGGACGCCCGAGGGAAGGGCGAGGCAGUCAGCGUCUCCUCGGGUGGCUGCGAAGGCGGCGCACCUCGCCCUUUGACAGACACCGCGCUGCGCCGCGCUUUCCUGCAGCUGAUUUCCUCCUCGAUUCUCAUUCAGGCCGAGCCGCCGUUGCCCCUGUCGCCCGGUGACGAGGAGGCGGCGAGUGCCAAGGGCGCGGGGCGGAAGCGCGGCAGGGCGGCGACGAGCGGCCGCGCGAGCAAGCAGCAAAAGACCAGUCAGGAUGGCCGGGCGCCGGCUGGCUUCGGAAGUGCAAACGAUGGAGAGGACGGCAUGGGCAGCGAACAAGUGAAUGCUCUGGGCGUUCCCGCCUACCUUCUCAACCUUCUUGGUGCCCAAGGUCAGCCCGCGUCCGGGUCCCGCUCGCACGGUGCGGCCUCUCUUGAGCUGGGUGCUACCGCGUUGGGCGACAGCGAUCUGUCUCCGUUUGCCGCCCUCGCGGACGCUCCAGGGUCCAAUGGCAGCUCUGCACUUCACGAGCAGCAGCGCGUGUACACGAAACAGCAGAAGCAAGUGGAGAGGCAACUGAUAGAGCGACUGGAAGAACAAAGGGUUCCCUUCCGCGUCAACACCCAGCUCCUCACUCUCGAACUGUGCAAACAGGUCGCCGAGAGCUUCAUUCUGGCGCGCGUCGGAGACAACCGACUCGCGCGCGCGACGGUCCGGGCUCUGCUCGACGGCGGUGUGGAGCUUCUUCACGGCCAUCAGGGCUCCGGGAGGAGAUACCAGACGCAGACGCUCCAGGCUGAGCAAGAAGCAACUCAGCAAGGAAAAGCCCGCCUCAGCUUUCUCUGCAAGUGGAUCAAGUUCGACGCUGUCGAGCAGGCCGUUAAGGCCAACUUGGAGAAGGUCGGCGUGAAAAAAGAGGCGAUGCAAAAGGCACAGCUCAUUCGCCUUCUCGAGGCUCUCGCCAAGCACCCGGACCGUUUCCUUCAGGCGACGCUUCACGACGGCCAGUCGAUGUACAAGCUGAAUUGGGAGGAGCUGCGAGCGGUUCUUCGUCGCCGGCUUUUGUACGACGCGAUCGUGGCUCGGUGUGGCGAGAAGGCCGGGCGAGUGUGGAGCCUCAUGGCGUGCAAGCACUCCUUCAUGGUCGAGAGAUCUUCGCAAUUCUGGGACGAUCAAACGGUGGCGGACAUGGCUCUGUUGCCGCCUCAGGGGGCUCGGAAAAUCUUUUAUCUUCUGGCCAAAGAAGGUUUUGCUCGCUUCCAUGAAAGUGAUCGGCUAAGUGCGAGUGCAACACAGUUGAGCAACAAACAUGCCCUCGUCGUGACAACCAGCAACGACGCAGCAGUCUUACAGGUUCUCCAAAAUUUCUACCACACGGCUUUAAACCUGCUUGAACGGAAACGCGCAGAGGCUGCGCGGCUUCUUCAGUUGCAAACAAAAGCGCAAUCUCUCUCGCCCGAAGAGGUGCUACAGCUGAGGAAGCGCGAAGCGGCAGAAGAUCUUCUAGAAGCCCACUUAUUGGCAAUGUCGGAGCCUCUGAUGAUUCUUCGCGACCUCUGA
Neospora caninum is the source of this 2502-nucleotide messenger RNA. RefSeq lists its product as hypothetical. The coding region runs from base 1 to 2502 and encodes 833 amino acids. The transcript has 11 exons. NCBI's taxonomy places the organism in Eukaryota, Apicomplexa, Conoidasida, Eucoccidiorida, Sarcocystidae. The record is from RefSeq and is a predicted model, not a curated record. Gene Ontology annotation, cellular component: RNA polymerase III complex. Gene Ontology annotation, molecular function: single-stranded DNA binding.